This is a messenger RNA of Capronia epimyces CBS 606.96, 951 nucleotides long. RefSeq lists its product as uncharacterized. Gene Ontology annotation, cellular component: extracellular region. The coding region runs from base 1 to 951 and encodes 316 amino acids. The record is from RefSeq and is a predicted model, not a curated record. The transcript has 2 exons. Lineage: Eukaryota; Fungi; Ascomycota; Eurotiomycetes; Chaetothyriales; Herpotrichiellaceae.
AUGAAAGCAUCAGUUCUUGCCCUUGCCGGGCUCUGCACCGGUCUUGCUGCUGCCACUCCUCUUGACAAACGUGCAUGGGCCACCGCCUAUGAGUUUGUCACCGUCACCGUCACCGUCACCGGAUUUCCUCCCGCCCAGACACCUGCUUCAUCCGUCCAAGCCGCUCCUUCCGUCGAAGCCGCUCCCACUGCCGAUGCCACUUCCUGGGCCACCGAUUCUUCAGGCUACACCCCGGGCGGAUGGUGGGGUGCAUGGCGUAGCUGGGGAAGCGAUUCUGCGGCUGCCACAGCAUGGGCAAGUCAGUCUGCGGUUGCAACAUGGCAGAGUCAGUCUGCGGUCGCCACCACCAUCGAGACAUCGGCGCCUAUUUCGACCUAUUCUCCUCCUUCCUCUGUGGUAGUUGUUGAGAGUUCCACUCCCGCCUCUGCGGUGUCUACUUCCGUCGCGACUUCAGUUUCUUCCGACUACCAACAAGGAAUUCUCGAUUCACACAACAUUCAUCGCAAGAAUGCCUCCGUCUCGGACCUGGUCUGGAGUGAUGACAUGGCGUCCAUCGCUGCUCAGAUCGCGGCUAGCUGCGUCUACGCCCACAAUACCGCAGCUGGGGGUGGUGGCUAUGGCCAGAACAUCGGUGCCGGUGCUCCUCCAUCUGAUAUUCCCGCCAUGAUCACCGACGAGAUGUACAAUGGCGAAAUCAAUUACUACCCUGCAUAUGGUGUUGAGCCUGACAUGAGCAACUUUGAGAAGUGGGGUCAUUACUCGCAGAUUGUCUGGAAGUCCACCACCGCCGUGGGGUGCGCUACUCAGUACUGCCCGAAUGGGUUGGCCAACACUGGAGGCGGCGUCAGCCCGUACUUUACUGUCUGCAACUACAGCCCACCUGGGAACUUCGGAGGGCAAUAUGCUGCGAACGUCCUGCAACCACUCGGGCUUCCUACCGUGACUCUGUGA